AUGGGCCGUGCCGCGUCUAAAGCCGAGGACCACAACAAAGUUCUCGAGGCACUUGGACGAGCCGUCGCCAAUUUUGCUUCUUCGGCUAGAAGUGACAAGCCUGUUGCUUCUGAGCCCUGCGACCUUUCGGCUGGGGCUGCACGGUCCUCUGACAGUAGAGCGGAGUGCGUGCGGCUUCCGGCCCCUUUCGGACGUGUUGUGGGCGACCUGCCGGUCCCCCCUUUCUGCCCUGCAAAAAGCAUUCAGGCCAAUCGGUUGCGUUUCCCUGAAGCCCCUUCUUUCGACCCUAGGCCCUACCUGGAUUCCUACACCGCCAAAAGGUACGACUCUCCGUUGGACUUUGCAACCCCGCCUGAUCCGAUCAAUCCCCUGCCCCGUGUCUCCAUCAUGGCCUCUCCUGAGGAGCGCGUCAAACUCCUCCGAGCGCUGGCUCAGUCUGGUCGGCUAAAACCUGUUCAGCCUGAGCCUUGUCGGAGUGGCGUUUCGGCUGGCCUUUUCUCAGUGGUCAAGGACAUGGAACGGGAGCCUUUGAUUUUAGAUGCCAGGCCAGCCAACUCCUUGGAAGUGCCGCCCUGUUUCUGGACGGGCUCUCUCGCCUCCGCCUCAGUCCUCUUGCCUAUGCUGGUGGGACCCAGAGAGAGCCUCAGGGUCUCGACUGCCGACCUCAAGGAUUUCUUUUACUUCUUUAAGAUUUCCGAGCAGCGCCUGCAACGAAACGUGUUGGCUACGCAGACGGCUUUUGAGGAUGCCCGUGGAUUCAUUCACGUUGCUCUUUCGACGUUGGCAAUGGGAGACAAUGCCUCUUGCGAGUUCGCUCAGGGAUCUCAUCUCGGUCUCCUGUACCGGCACGGCGUCAUCUCGCCUGAAGAAUUGUUGUGCCCGUGUUCGCCCCCGCCGCGAGGGCUCUUGUCUGUUGGAAUUGUUAUUGACGACCUUGUGAUCUUGGAACGGGUUGUCCGGGGUUGCCUUGAGCCCGAGCCUGAAGGACGCCUUGGGCCCGUGAGACUGGACAUGGCGCACCGUGCGUAUAGUGAGGCCGGCCUGCUUGCAAACCCUGCCAAAGGAGCUCGCGACGAAGCCAUCGCCUCUUUUUGGGGGGUCACCCUUGACGGGGAAGAGUGCCUUGUUCGCCCGAACAUGAGCCGCCUAGGACCCCUCACUUGCAUCACUGCCCGUGUGGCCGCGCUUGGCCUGUGCUCUCGGCCUUUGCUCGAGUCCCUGGUGGGCUGCUGGACUUCGAUCUUUUUGCUGCGUCGUCGGUGCCUCAGCCUUUUCGGACUCUGUUUCGAAGCUCUCCGUGCCACUGCUGGGAGUGACAUCAUCCGUCUUUCGGCCGGCCUUGUCGAUGAGCUCUGGACUUGGACUCUCAUCGGGUCGGCGUGCGUGGCAGAUCUCAGAGCGCCAGUUCUGGACACACUGUACGCCACUGAUGCUUCGGACACUAAGGUUGCCGGAGUCGCCCUUUGCCUGCCAGGGUUGCUGAAGAGGCUUGGCUCCGAACCAGGUCGUUGCUUGACGCUGAGCAUGAGUUGCCCGGAGGGGAAGCUCUCACGCCUCAUCCCUUGUGGAGAUGCCUGGCUCGAAGCCUAUCCUACCGGCAAGUCUUCUGCGGGGAAAGGCGAGAGUGCCAGGAGCAAGAACGCCCUGGAGGAGCCUGGUCCUGACCUGGGAGCUUUGACGGCUGCUGAGCUCCUGUCCUUGCUGCCGCGCCGGCAGUUCUUUCCUCAGCAUGGGCCGCUGGAUUUCACCAAGGCUGGAUACUUCGACUUGUUCUCAGGAGAGUGUGGGAUCGCCCGUGAGGUUGUGCGUCUUGCGCUGACCUUUGACCUGCGGCGCUCCAGUUGUGAAAAUCUUGACAAUCCUCAUGUGCGCAAGGUAGUUGAGAGGCUCAUCGAGCUUGAGGCAUUUGAUGGCUUUGGCGCUGCACCUGUGUGCGCCUCCUUCUCCCGGGCCGUGCACCCCGCUUGGCGCAGCAAAGCCUGUCCAAGAGGCUUACCAGGCCUUCCGGCCAAAGCUUUUGAGAAGGUCAGAGUUGGGUACUUCGAGAACCCUGACGGGUCCUUCUUGUGGCUCCUGCCUGAGUGGGCAGCUUACGGCCCUUCCUCGUCGGAGAAGACUUACCGUUUUGACAUGUGUCGGUACGGAGCCCGGUGGCGCAAGCGAACCCGCUUGGCCACUAACACUAGGCUUGCCGGCGCUCGCGCGCUUUGUCGGUGCAAGAAGGCGCACCUCAUCCUCCGAGGGAGAUCCUCCAAGCACCGAGCGUCUUGGACGCGUGUGGCCCAAGCCUAUCCGAGGAACCUCUGCCGAGAGGUCGCAUCAGCAGUCGUUGCCGCGUGGCCCCGCAGUAAUGGGGUCCCUGUUGCUCGGCAGCCUUCAGGACGUCCAGGUGAGGCUGAUCACCCUGGCCCUAAGCGCCUGCGUAGGACCCGUGUUGGGCCUGGUCUUGAGGCCCUGCCCUUGCUCACUGCUGCCACUUUAAGGUUGGGGGAUAAGGGUUGGUUGUCUUUCCUGUCCUGGGUCUCCUCUGUCUCGUCCUUUGACUCUUCUGAUGUCUUUGGUCGGUCUCCUGUUUUCCUCGCCAUGGCCCUCCGUGCUUACGGGAACUGGCUGUACACGGCUGGGAGGUCUUUGCAUGAGCUGCGACACACGAUCCUGGCUGCGCAAAGGAAGUUCUUGGGUCUGAAACCGUACGCCUCGGUUGCUUGGGAGCUGGUGAGUAGAUGGGAGAACGUUGAGCCUCCGAGCCACCGGACUCCUAUCCCCGAGCCAGUUCUCAAGGCCUUGGUCAGUUUGGCUUGGCUCUUGGGCUGGAAAGAGUUUGCCGGUGUUACUUUGCUUGCCUUUUAUGGUCUUGGACGUAUUGGUGAGGUUCUUGCUUGUAUCCGAGCUGACCUGCUUUUGCCCGGGGUGAUCUUUGGCAACAGAGUGCACUUGAAGAUCGGGGACUCCGACGCCAUUGGUUUGUGCGAACUUGCUUUUGUCGGACACCAGCCGGCUCAACGUCUCUUCGCUUUGAGUCCCGCUGGCUACAGGUACCGCUGGAACAAGCUGUUGGCAUGCCUGGCCAUCGACAAAACCCUGCGGCUGACGCCCGGAGGCCUGCGUGGAGGAGGUGCCGUGUACUGCUACCGUGUUGGCACGGCUGUGAGUGAGAUACAAUGGAGGAUGCGCCUGAAGAACCAGGCGACCCUUGGCUUCUACCUGCAGGAGGUCGGCGCCAUUACCGCUUUAGGCGGAUUGUCCGAGGCUAUGCCAGCAGAUGAGCGUCGAGCAGCCCUGGCAGCGAUGCCGGAGGCGACGCGCCAGGAGCUAAUGAAACAUUUGAAGCAGGAGGCGAACUCCUCGCGGCUAGGGCGGCUCCUUGGCAACUUUCCGCAGCUGCUUGAGACGGCAGAGGGACCCAAGCGUCAGGAGCUCCUGCAGUCGGUGAAAUCGUUUGAAGCCAUCCACACCCAGGUCCUGGUGGCUCCGGACAUGGCCUCGGUCGUCCAGAUCCUGCGAGAUCUCACGCCGGCGCAGCGGCACGCCAUUGUGGAGGCGCUCCCUGAUGAGACUCAGGAGGAGCUUGACCGGCACCUUCGUGCUGCAAAGGCUGCCCAGGCAGCGCAGCAGGCGGUGAAGGCCUUUACAUCGCAGCAGGCUCUGCCGCAUGCGCUGGUGCCAACUUUAUGCCGGCUACGGUGA
Molecule: messenger RNA, 3687 nt
Organism: Symbiodinium pilosum
Lineage: Eukaryota; Dinophyceae; Suessiales; Symbiodiniaceae
Source: the annotation of a GenBank genome assembly